Molecule: messenger RNA, 4833 nt
Organism: Ipomoea nil (Japanese morning glory)
Lineage: Eukaryota; Viridiplantae; Streptophyta; Magnoliopsida; Solanales; Convolvulaceae
Exons: 5
Coding region: 1-4833 (1610 amino acids)
Molecular function (GO): RNA-DNA hybrid ribonuclease activity; nucleic acid binding
Source: RefSeq, a predicted model, not a curated record
AUGGCGACCAAUCGGUCGCCGGAAGAACAAGAUUUACUUGAAAGGAGUACAAGAAGGGCCAAAAGAGGCAGAGCUUCAACGGAUAUCAAUUUCCAGUUUCCCCCCGAUUCAGGUCUAAUGGAGACAUCGGUCGGACAAAGAACAAGCACACCGGACUCCGCCCAAGGAAGAUCUCCGGCUGCGACUCCGAGCAAUCCAUGGAAUCGAAGACCCUCCCAACCGGCUACUGAAGACAAGGCGGACUCGGAUGACGAUGAGAUGGAGGCUAAUGGCAAAACAUACGACUACCCGGUUAUCUUGGUAACCAAAGAAGAGAAGGAGAGACUUCGGCGUCCAUGGCGGCGUUCGCUUAUUUUGCGUGUUCUUGGACGGACAGUCGGCUAUUCCUUUCUUCUACAACGACUGCAGCGUAUGUGGAGAACGGAAGUCGGGUUCGAAUUGAUUGCUCUCACACACGAUUACUUCAUAGCCAAAUUCGAAUACCUAGCAGAUUACGACGCAGCUAAAUAUGGUGGUCCUUGGAUGGUUCUUGACCACUAUUUGGUUACCCAGCAAUGGAGGCCCAACUUUGAUCCAAGGAAUAGCAAGUUAGACAAGCUUCUGGCAUGGAUUUGUUUCCCCUCCCUCCCAAUUGAAUACUUCGACGAUGAUUUCUUGAAGAAGAUUGGGAAAGUUAUCGGCCGGCCAAUCAAAAUCGAUGUCACCUCUGGUUUAGCCUCCAAAGGGAAGUUCGCAAAGGUAUGUGCCGAACUGGACAUAUCCAAGCCUCUCUUGUCAAAUUUCGUAAUCAAUGGUACAGAAUGGCCUAUCGAAUACGAGGGGAUCCACCAGAUUUGCUUCAAAUGUGGAAUCUACAGCCACCGUAUGGAACAUUGCGGGGAAGAUGCAUCUCUCCCUGUCGAUUCUGGUGUUGACGUAACCAUGGCCAAUCCCACACCGGAUCCUGUCACCCCCAUUCUUGCUGAUUUUGAGAACACCUUUAAGGAAGUCCCGCCAGACGAGGUUGAUGAUCCGGCCUUGGAACCAACUCAUGUGGUGGCCAUGCUGGACGAUACUGGUCAAUGUGACCCAAUGUGUUGUCUUGGAAUUGCCAAGGUAUCUGAAAAUAGUCUGGCGCCAUGGGUUAUGUCUGCAGUAUAUGGUAGUCCCAACAUGUCUUUGAGGAAGCGUCUAUUUACAGAUCUGUCAGGACAAUUUUUCCAUCCCCAAGCUCCUUGGCUAACAGUGGGGGAUUUUAACUCUGUUACGAAUAGAGAAGAAGUCAGCAGCACAAGUACUUUCUCUGCUUCGCGUUGCUCCGACUUCAAUGAUUGGAUUUAUAGAGAAGGCCUUAUCGAUCUAGGAUACUCAGGCUCCACAUACACUUGGAUAAGGGGCAUGGAUACACCAUCUUUCAAGGGAGCCAGGCUUGAUCGUGCGCUAUGUAGUACAGAUUGGAGCCUCCUCUUUCCUGGAGCAAAUGUUCGCCACCUACCGAUGCUAGGAUCAGAUCACUCCCCACUCCUCAUAUCCACUGCUAAUGGUUCUCCUCACCAGCGCAUUUCCAGAUUCAAAUUCAAUUUGGCCUGGGCCUCACACUACAGCUUCCAGAGGAAAAAACAUCUCCUAGGCAGAUUAAAGGGUGUCCAGCGAAGCCUCUCAAGAGGACCAAGAUUAGAUCUGCUAAGGCUCAAUCGCAGAUUACGCAAGGAACUAGAUGAAACUCUAUACCAAGAGGAGCUAUCUUGGUUUCAACGCUCACGGGAGGAGUGGAUUAAAUCCGGAGAUCGCAAUACACGCUUCUAUCAACUUGCAACCUCUAUCAAACAAUCUCACUCCAAAAUUCCACACCUUAGAGGCGUGGAUGAUCUGGUUAUCUGCGAGGAUGCUUUGUUACUAAAACACGUCCACGACUUUUAUUUAGACUUAUAUUCAGCAGAUAAUGGGACAUCCUUACAGAACCUCCAACACGGCUGCUUUCCCCACCUCCCGAAUGAAGACUGGCACACGGUUAACCUUCCCAUAUGUGUAGAAGAAGUCAAAACAGCUCUGUUCGAUAUGGCCCCAUGUAAAGCCCCGGGCCCUGAUGGCUUUACAGCAGCUUUUUUCCAAAGGACUUGGUCUUCUACAGGCGGCUGCCUAGUUAAAUUUACAAUGCACUUCUUUGAGCAUGGAAUCUUACCCCCAGGCUGCAAUGAUACUAUUUUGUCACUCAUCCCAAACGUGCAGAACCCGGAAUACAUCAAACAGUUCCGGCCAAUCGGCCUUUGCAACGUUGCUUACAAGCUUAUAACCAAGAUCAUGGCUACCCGGUUAAAAGACAUUGCUGGUAAACUUGUAGGCCCUCAUCAAUCAAGCUUCAUCCAAGGAAGACAGAUAAUCGAUAAUUCUCUAGCCUAUCAAGAAGUACUUAACUCCUUUCGUACUAAGAAGGGUAAAACAGGAUGGAUGGCACUAAAGAUCGAUCUUGAAAAGGCAUUCGAUAGGCUGUCAUGGAGCUUCAUCGAAGACACCCUCAGAGAUAUUGGCUUCAACCAGUCUUGGAUAAGGAACAUAAUGCACUGCAUAACAUCAUCCCGCCUCGCGGUUUUUUGGAAUGGUCACCUGACGGAUUGGUUUGCCCCGGAAAAAGGAAUUAGACAGGGAGACCCUAUUUCCCCUCUCCUAUUCGUUCUAUGUAUUGAAAGGCUUAGUCAUAUUGUCCAAAACUCUGUUAAUCAUGGUACUUGGAAAGGAGUUAGAAUUUCCCACAAUGCACCUAACAUGUCGCAUCUUUUUUUCGCAGAUGACUUAGUCUUUUUUGGGGAGGCCACGAUGCAGCAGGCCUCGGAAAUAUUGAGAUGCCUCGAGCUAUUUUGUUCAUGUUCCGGCCAGAAAAUCAACAAUACCAAAUCAUCCCUCUUCUUUUCAAAGAACGUGGAUCCCAGCAUCAGUCAACAGAUUUCGCAGGCUUUAGGAAUCUCCACUGUUCCAGAUAUGGGCAUCCAUUUGGGACUGCCCACAAUCCAUGGCAGAUUUAACAAGGAUUUAUUCAAAGGCAUUUUGGAGAAGAUCCAAAAUCGGCUUGCAGGAUGGAAGUCAAAAACUCUGUCAUUAGCCGGCCGCCACAUCAUGAUCCAAUCAGUCCUGACUGCUAUUCCUUAUUAUUCUAUGCAGACUAUGCCAUUCCCGUUAGGUGUGAUCGAAGCCAUAGAAAAGAUCAUACGUAGCUUUCUUUGGGGCGCUAAGGACGGCAUCAGAAAAUGUUACUUAGUCAACUGGGACACUGUCACAAAACGUAAGGAUAAUGGUGGUCUUGGUAUCAAAAACCUCAAACACAUGAAUUUGGCUUUCUUAGCAAAGCUUGCCUGGAGACUCUAUCAAGACGAAGAUUGCCUAUGGAUCAAACUCUUCAAAGCUAGGUAUGGUUUAGUUCCCACUGACUGGACCUCUUGGCUCCCACAUACCAACAGUUCUAUUGCUUGGAGAUGCAUUCUCCAAUCCCUGCCAUUUGUUCGCAAGGGGUUAAAGUGGCACGUAAGAAAUGGAGUCUCAACCCGCUUUUGGCUAGACAUAUGGCUUGAUGACCGUCCGCUACUUGAAUGUAUUACUGCCCAAAUAGCGCCCUCAUCUCUGAACAAUUAUGUGACAGAUUACUGGAUUCCAGAUGAAGGUUGGAAUUGGGAUCUGUUAGACCAGCUUCUUCCUGUAAGUCUACUAAACAAACUCUCUACAUUCAUUCUCCAGCAAGACUCCCUCUUGAAUGAUCAAAUAGUUUGGCAUAAGGAACCCAAUGGCUCCUUCUCAGUCAGCUCUGCUUACGACACUAUCUCCAAUCCUCCAAUUGAUGUUGAAGCAUCCAGAUGGAAUGCCAUUUGGAAGCUUAAGAUUCCUAGCCGCAUUUGCUUUUUCUUAUGGCUUGUCAGGCACAACAAGAUCAUGACCAAUCUCUGCCGCACACAACGCAAGCUCACAAACGACGAUUCCUGCUGGACUUGCGUAGGAACACCCGAGGAUACUAAUCACGUUCUUCGCUUUUGUCCGGCGGCCGAAGCUAUUUGGACAGCCAUCCUCCCUGAGUUUCACGAUAAAACGAAGCACCUCCCCCUUGUUCCUUGGCUCGAUAAAGGUGUUGCAGCCAAAGGAAAUGGUAGAAGACCAGUAAGCGACAACAUCACCUUCGCUGUCACUCUAUGGUGGGUAUGGAAAUGGCGAAAUGAAGCUAUCUUCAAGAACUUAGUCAAGCCACUAAGCGUCAAAGUCCAGCAAAUCAGAACCCACAUAGAAGAUAUCAACAAUUCCUUUGCUAGAUGCAUGAACCCUAUACCCACAGUUGAUCAGUCCUGGAAAAUGCUUACUUGGAAGAAGCCUCCACCAGGUACACUCAAAUUAAAUAUUGAUGGUUCGGUUGCACCUCUCUCCCUUACAGCAGGCUGUGGUGGCGUAAUAAGAAACUCUUCUGGUGAAUGGAUUACCGGCUUCAUUGCCAAGCUUGGCACUUGUACUCCCCUCGAAGCGGAAGCCUGGUCCAUCUUAAAAGGGAUUCAGUUUGCUAUUGCGAAAGGAUACUCUAAUGUCCUAAUAGAAAGUGACUCCAGCGACGUCGUCAACUUCCUGCAAGACUCAAGACCCUCUUGUAUAGCUGCCCACAACAUCUUAGAGGCCUGCAAAAAAGAGCUCCGACGCCUCAACCAUUGGCAAGUUUCUGCCAUCAACCGCGAGCAAAAUUAUGUAGCUGAUGCUCUUGCAAAAAUGGCUAUCAACCACGACUUUGGACUCCUCUCCUUGACAGAUCCCCCUGACGAAAUUACAACUUUACUAGAUAAUGACAGGGAUAGUCUACCAGUUUGGCGUAUCACAAUGAACUCUUUGUAA